GGCCCGUCAUCCACCAUCGAUUCUCAUUCAUUGUAUCAUCGUUAUUACUCCCUGAAUCGCACCUGUUCGGGUCCCGUAUCACGCUCUGAACUUGCUACAAAGUGAGCUGGAGGUGGAGUCCGCUUAGCUGACCGCCUUUCCAUAUGCCACGAUCUACUGCGCGUGCUGCUACCACGCAGGGCGACCUCUCAACCCUGAAGGGGAGUCCGCCUCAGAGACGAUGGACAAGAAGUCAGAGUCGGGAAAUCGAGGCUCAGCAGUAUAUGGUACCUGCCGGCCAAUCCUCUCCCGAAGGCAGGAAGAAAGGAUGGAAGAAUAAGGGGCGAAAUGGCUUGGGCGUCGUCGUCGAAGAAUCACCCUUAAAAUCAUCUAUUAAGUCGGGGUUUCGUGCUAGCCAGGUAAUCCCUGAAUCCCCGGAAGAUGCGCACAACAUCUCCAUGUCGGGUACCACCAUUCUGGAGCCAGAAUUUGAUCCGGAGUCCGAGGAUGCCCUCGACCCGGAACUGAUGCUCGAGGCCCUGCCAGAUUUGGAGAGGGUUGCGAUGAACGUCCUGGAUUUCCUACUCCAGGAUUCUGCGGAUCAAGCCAGUAUGCUCAGCAUGGUGAAGCGACUUGCGGAUCCUAGAAACACCCAAAGCAAACGUCUUACCCGUUCGAAAAUGAAGUUGAAGGAAGAAGCCAGAAACUUUGGAGGUAAAACGUAUAUUGAUGUCUUGCAAACUAGCAAUUUGAUUUCGUCACGCUUGGCCAGCAAAGACGGAGUCGAGCCGAACUGGAGCCCUGAGCCUAUCCUCCAUCGCGCUAAUUGUGCUCGCUUUGCACUGGAAGUGCUUCUGGCUAGUGGAGAUUCAACCAAUCAGGCAAUCAGAAAUUUGGAAAGUCUAUUUCCAUUACCUUUUAUGAAUGAUCUCGUCCGUGAUGGCCAGCGCGGUACCGUUGGGAAAAGCGCGCUUGAAAGGGACACGUUUGCUCUUGCCUUAGAGAUUCGCACCCGGUCCUUGAUCAUGCAGCUGGAGGAGCACCAAAAUAGCCAUGACUUUGAUCCCCAUGCUAUUCUGCAAGAUGGUUUCUUCCUGAUCGCAUCUUCCGGCGAAGAUUUGGAGAGCAGCGAUGGGCCCCUUCGUGGGUUUAACCCGGACAAGCUGGGCGGUGCAGACGGGUACCUUCCCGACCCUUUCAAAGACACGGCAUACAGUCGUUUCGAGGAUAUGCGUGACACCUUAUUAGAGCAUGAAGAUGGUAUCGAGGUGCUGAAACGCUAUUUUAGCUGGCAGAAAUUUCUUUCGCGAGCAUCUCAAUGGGUCCGCAAACGAUGUGAGGAAAUCAACCAAAACCUGAAGCGCCAGCAGAGUGCAGAAGAUAUGCGCGAAAAGUUCUUUGCCGAACCGAAAAAGGACCGUCGCAGUCUGAGCAGCGUGGCGGCACGCUCUGAAUUUACACCCCGGCGUACGGAAGAAAGAAGCGAACGGGGUACGGUCGCGCCUGUUGACAGCCGAAGAGAUUCUGCGAUUCCUUCUGAGACUCAAAGAGAGAUACCGACCGUCGUUGAGCCCAAAGAACGGAGAAAGUCUGGGAAGCCGUUCUUCCUGAACGAAGCGUCUAUAGAACGGAUGAAGCAGAGACGGGCGCGUCGACAAUCUGACGUCGUUGUGAGGCCGGGCUCACAAACUGUACCUGAGGAAUCCCAGCUUCGGCGCCAAACACUACCUGCACCUCGGCAAGCGAGACCUUCAUCGCCGGAAGAAACCACUGAAGUACCGGCUUCCCGCGACGCAUCCCCGACUCUGCUCCAUGACGAACCGGAGUUUACCUUGGACGAUGAAUCUGAGCUGUUUGUUGGCGAGCGCUCACAGUUAGAAAAAUCGCGCAGUCCUGUCAUGGUCCGUAACUCACGCGAGCCCCGCCACGAGACGGUCAGUCCUGUACGGAGCAGGCUCUUCGCAUCUCAGUUGCGCCGAGAGACGACCUCCACGCAGGCUAGCAAUGCCUCCCGUCUGAUACCCUCAAGCCUGGAUUUGUGGAAAGCAGCCAUGGCCGACGGCUCUCCAGGACCUUCUAGGAAACGUCAACGGUCCGAUCGCGCAGCAUUUAUCGACCGCCAGACGAAUGCACACCGCGUUUCACCAAUCAGCCAUGGAAACGAUCGAAGCGUUGAAAGGCGCCGCAACGAACGCCCGUCCAAGAAACGGAGACGCAGCGAAUCAGAAGACCAGGACGAGGACGAAAGCGACGAGGAAUUCAGCAACUACAACCGCUCCGUCGAUAUCGCACGCAAGCGCGCAGAGAAACCGAAACAGCCCCAAUCGAAGCGCCAAAAAGUUAGAGAGAAUGAAGAUGAGUCAGCAGCUCAAUUACAGGACGGCCUAGAAGAAACCACACGCUCCACUACCGUUCCUGAAUCACCUGAUGCAGCGUCUAAGAGCAAAAGUCCAGCGCCGGUCCCCGUAUCAUCCAGUGCCAGGCACACUGUCACUUCGACUAAGGCGCAGAUGCGAUGGACACCGUCCGAAGACGCGCGCCUGAUCCGGUUGAUUGAGGAAACCGAUCUGGGGGGACCCAAGGGCUCUGGGUGGUGCAAGAUCGCUCAGAAAAAUGAGGCUCAGUCAGUGCUAAAAGGCGAAUCCCGAAUUGAGGGCCGAGGCCAAGUUCAGCUGAAAGAUAGAGCGAGAAAUUUGAAGAUCAAAUUUCUUCGAGAACAAAAGCCUCUCCCUAGGCAUUUCAAAUAUGUUACCAUGAAAGAAAAAGACGUCGCCAUGCUCUUGAAACGAGGUAUUGACGUAUCCCGAGCGUCGAGGGAGCAGAAUGACGAAUGAUUCAACGCCCUUGCUUGAUCGUUGCGCGUUUCACUUGCCUGUAUAGCCGGAGUUGAGAGAUACCCCUUUAUAUGCGCUCUAUUUGAGUAUAUUGGUUAAAUGAUGGUUAUGUUUCCCCAUUCUAGCCUUAACUUUAUUGGGCUAUGGUCCUUACAUUAAUAGACUUAAUUGUUAUCUUCUCGAAUGAUAUUGUUCAACAAUAUUAUGAUUAUAGCCAGCGGAUCGGGUA
This is a messenger RNA of Aspergillus alliaceus, 3042 nucleotides long. RefSeq lists its product as uncharacterized. The transcript is spliced from 4 exons. The record is from RefSeq and is a predicted model, not a curated record. Bases 144 to 2813 code for a protein of 889 amino acids. NCBI's taxonomy places the organism in Eukaryota, Fungi, Ascomycota, Eurotiomycetes, Eurotiales, Aspergillaceae.